UUGAGCUUCGGGUGUGCGUGGGGUUAGGUGGAGGUUGUUUCUCGCGUUUGUAUAUAAGAUCAUCUCUGAGAGAUUCUCUUCGUGGAUGAGAAUUUUUGCAUUAAUUGAAUUGAAUAUGGUUUGAGAUGCUCUGAAUACCAACCAUGCACACGCCGAAUCCAACAGCAACACACCAAACAUUCAAACUUUGAUCAAGCUUAAUCCUUCGUCGAUCCAGUAGGAUCUUUCUUUGAGCUCAUCAUCGAUCCGGUUCCUUCAUCGGUUAGUUCUCCCUUUCGUUCAUGAAUCACCCGAGAGACGCCAGCGACGCGACCCUCUCCCUCGGCGGCCUGCCCGAGCGCAGCAAGAGGCCGCGGCGCGGCAACGCGGCCGGCGAGGGGGCGGAGGACCUGUUCGUGUGCAAGACGUGCAGCCGCGCGUUCGCAUCGUUCCAGGCGCUGGGCGGGCACCGCACCAGCCACCUGCGCGGCCGCCGCGGCCUCGCGCUCGGGCUGGCCGCGACGGCCGAGGCUGCCGCUAAGGAGGAGAGGCCGGCGGCGGCCCCGAGCCACCAGUGCCACGUCUGCGGGCUGGGCUUCGAGAUGGGGCAGGCGCUCGGCGGGCACAUGCGUCGCCACCGCGAUGAGGCCACCGCCGCGGCCCAGUUGCCUCCCGUUCUCCUCCAGCUCUUUGUGUAGAGUUCAGUCCACACACAGAAGCAGACUUGUCUAGAUUAUUUCUUCGCAUUGGUGUCUGUGAAUUGUAGCGCACUUGUAGACAUUGUUGGCAUGUCGAGCCAUUCAUUCGAUUGAUUCAUUCAUGAGUUCAGCUGUGCAUUUAGAAGAGGCUGCUGUAUAAGACUUGGUUCGUCUGACAUAUUACAAAUUGUUGGGCUGUUCCGUGUGACUCUCUGGACUGGACCAGCCUCCUCCUCAUUCACUGCUCAGGUGCGUGCGGAUUCCAUUCUGUUACGAAUGAUUGUGAUCAAAUUCUGUAGUUACUCGUGUCGUGCUGGCUGGGAGGGAUGUCUCCCCAACAGCACCCUUUCGUCUUGCAUAAAUCAAAUAUCAGAUCAAUGAAACAGGCAACGAUUCAUU
This is a messenger RNA of Phragmites australis (common reed), 1076 nucleotides long. RefSeq names its product zinc finger protein ZAT8-like. The transcript has a single exon. The record is from RefSeq and is a predicted model, not a curated record. NCBI's taxonomy places the organism in Eukaryota, Viridiplantae, Streptophyta, Magnoliopsida, Poales, Poaceae. Bases 282 to 677 code for a protein of 131 amino acids.